Messenger RNA from Pocillopora verrucosa, 444 nucleotides. NCBI's taxonomy places the organism in Eukaryota, Metazoa, Cnidaria, Anthozoa, Scleractinia, Pocilloporidae. The record is from RefSeq and is a predicted model, not a curated record.
AUGGAUGAAAACAUAGAAAACAGCGGCGAGGAGAGCGAUAAUGACUCAAUUCUCGACUUGGAUCUUAAUCCAGACGGUGUAAUUCGUCCAUUCAUGUUUAAGCCGCAACAUAGCUCAUCUUCAGGAGAAGAAGAAAUCUCUGUUGACAAAGAAACUCAGGAAGAGAUACAAGAAGAAACAUCUACGCGCUCACGUCUUGGAAUUCGCGAGUGGUGCUCUUGCGGCAACUGUCAAGAGAUGCCAACAGAAAACGAGUGUAUAUGCUGUCAAGAAAUGGAUGUACUAAGUGAUCGACUCGAUCUGGAAGGUAACAAGCUUCAGUGUAUUACGGAGCACGAUUCAUUUGGACCCGUGUGUUUACUAGCGGACGUCUUGAGAACAGCCCUAGUUGGCAUGCACCAAGUGAGAAAUGACAGACUUGAAAAUUAUCCGUCAAAUGAGUAA